Cynocephalus volans (Philippine flying lemur) is the source of this 837-nucleotide messenger RNA. RefSeq names its product alpha tocopherol transfer protein (gene TTPA). Gene Ontology annotation, biological process: vitamin transport; vitamin E metabolic process. The coding region runs from base 1 to 837 and encodes 278 amino acids. The transcript has 5 exons. Gene Ontology annotation, molecular function: lipid transfer activity; vitamin E binding; phosphatidylinositol bisphosphate binding. The record is from RefSeq and is a predicted model, not a curated record. NCBI's taxonomy places the organism in Eukaryota, Metazoa, Chordata, Mammalia, Dermoptera, Cynocephalidae. Gene Ontology annotation, cellular component: late endosome; membrane.
AUGGCAGAGGCGGGGUCGGGGCCGCCGGCGGGGCCGCAGCUCAACGCGCUGCCCGACCACUCGCCGCUGCUGCAGCCGGGCCUGGCCGAGCUGCGACGCCGGGCCCGGGAGGCGGGCGUCCCGCGGGCGCCGCUGCCGCUCACCGACGCCUUCCUGCUGCGCUUCCUGCGCGCCCGGGAUUUCGACCUGGACCUGGCCUGGCGGUUGCUAAAAAACUAUUAUAAGUGGAGAAAGGAAUGUCCAGAAAUAAGUGCAGAUCUACACCCCAGAAGUAUUCUUGGCCUUCUGAAGGCUGGCUACCACGGAGUCCUGAGAUCCAGGGAUCCCACUGGCAGCAAAGUUCUUAUUUACAGAAUUGCACACUGGGACCCAAAAGUUUUUACAGCUUAUGAUGUAUUUCGUGUAAGUCUAAUCACAUCCGAGCUUAUUGUACAGGAGGUAGAAACUCAACGAAAUGGCAUCAAGGCUGUAUUUGACCUGGAAGGCUGGCAGUUUUCUCAUGCUUUUCAAAUUACCCCAUCUGUUGCCAAGAAAAUUGCUGCUGUACUUACAGAUUCCUUUCCACUGAAAGUUCGUGGCAUCCAUUUGAUAAAUGAGCCAGUAAUUUUUCAUGCUGUAUUUUCCAUGAUUAAACCAUUCCUGACUGAAAAAAUUAAGAAUCGGAUUCAUAUGCAUGGAAGCAAUUAUAAACAAAGCUUACUUCAGCAUUUUCCAGACAUUCUUCCUCUGGAAUAUGGUGGUGAAGAAUUCUCCAUGGAGAACAUUUGUCAGGAGUGGACAAAUUUUAUAAUGAAGUCUGAAGAUUAUCUCAGCAGCAUUUCUGAGACUAUUCAAUGA